GGAGAUAGAGUUCUGGCACAGAAGCAACGACAUUUUUUCUUUUUGGUUAGGUUGCGAGAAAGAGGUUACUAGUUUAUUAGUAGCUUGUUAUUUUAGUGAUCCGCUGACAUUGACAUUGGAUCGUUCAAAUGAUGGCGUCUAGUAAAAGUAACAUGGAUCAAGCACCGAAGGCUCCUAAGAGUGGAGAUGAAUCGGAAGAUGACUGCGAAAUAUUGGAAGAAAGUCCUUGUGGACGUUGGUUAAAGAGAAGGGAAGAGGUACAACAACGAGAUAUUCCAGGAAUUGAUGCUGCUUAUCUUGCUAUGGAUACCGAAGAAGGAGUAGAAGUGGUAUGGAAUGAAGUGAAGUUUUCAGAAAGAAAAAAUUUUAAAGCUCAAGAGGAAAAAAUACGUCAAGUGUUUGAUAGUCUAACUCAACUUGAACAUCCAAAUAUUGUUAAGUUCCAUAAAUAUUGGAUGGACAAGGAUGAGGACAAACCUAGAGUUAUUUUUAUUACCGAAUAUAUGUCAAGUGGAUCCCUUAAACAGUUUCUGAAAAAAACAAAAAGAAAUGUUAUUAAACUUCCUUUACAGGUAAGAAUUUGUUUGUAUUUUUAUAAAUUAUCUGCUCUUAGCUAUUUACAUUCUUGUUCACCACCAAUUAUUCAUGGAAACUUAACUUGUGAUACCAUUUUCAUUCAGCAUAAUGGUUUAAUAAAAAUUGGAUCAGUUGCUCCAGAUGCAAUUCAUCGUCAUGUAAAAACUUGUCGUGAUAAUCUUAUGAAUGUUCAUUGUAUUGCACCAGAAUUUGGAAGUAAAUCAUUUACUAUGGUGUCUCCUGCGAUUGACAUUUAUUCAUUUGGCAUGUGUGCAUUAGAGAUGGCUGCAUUAGAAAUAUCAGGUAAUGGGGAUAGUGGUAGUCAAAUAACAGAUGAAGUCAUAAGAAAAACAAUUGAAUCUUUGGAAAAUCCACAACAAAAGGAUUUUAUCAAAAAAUGUCUUAGCAAAAUUCCAAAUGAACGACCAACUUCUAGAGAAUUAUUAUUUCAUCCUGUGAUAUUUGAAGUACAUUCACUUCGUCUAUUGGCUGCUCAUGUUGUUGUAAACAGUGCCUCUUAUCAACCAGAUCAACUUACUGACGAAGCAUUCCGUUCAAAAUAUAACGUCGGUGAUAUUUUGGCUGAGGUCGUUCACAGAGAUGGUCAUCAGAGUAUGGUUAUACGAAGAAGUGAUGCACAAAAAUUGGAACUAGAAAAGUUUUUAGAAGAUGUGAGAAAUGGUAUUUAUCCACUGACUGCUUUUGCUCCAACUCAUCCUCCCAUUGUACGUCCCAGAGCUAUUUCACCUGAAAUAUCUGAAUCAGUUAAGUCUACGACUCCUGAACCGGCCGAUAUCGAAACCAGACACAUAACUAACAUGAUGUGUACUAUUAAACCUCAAGAAGAAGGACAAGCUCCUGUGAUUACGCUUCUUCUAAGGAUGGAUGACAAGAUGAACCGACAAUUGUCCUGUGAGUUGACAUUAAAAGAUAAUGCAAGCAUACUAGUAGAUGAACUUAUUUUUUAUGGAUUUAUUAAUCAGGGAGAUCGAGAGAUGGUUGCCGCGGUGAUAAAAGACACCAUUAAUAGGAAUCAGCCUCUGCCAUCGUGCAUUUCUCCGAGUAAUCAGCCGCAACCAGUCAUAUCUUAAUGUUCUUGAAAUGAUUAAAUCAAAUAUAUCAGUGUUUGGUGGUGAUAAGUUUAGUUAUCUCCAUUUCCUAUAAAGUGCCAUAGCCCAUGUCUGUUUGGGCUAUUUGCCACUUGUGUUCUUAUAAGAAGCUGUUCUUCAGUUUAACGUGUAAUGACAGUGACUGUUUAGCUACUCGCUUUAUUUUGUAAUCCUUACAUAUUAUCGAGUAAAGCAUACGUAUGUAUUACUGUAUAUUUUACAGUACGUGAAUAAACUGUAUAUACUUUUUCUUACCGAAGAAAUAAGAGGAAACACCAAUGUUUGGGUGGUUUCUUUUGUAUUAUGUUGAAUACUAGAAGAACUGGAAAAGUAAACAUUUCAAUAGAAAUAAAAAUUUUCAAUGCAAUGUAAAUACAAGUUAAAAUCAUUCUUUUAGUUGUUGGUUUGAAGUGAUAAUCAAAAGUAAGACUUGGUGGAUUGAAACAAAAAUUGUUUUUUCUUUUCUUUUUGGUCGACUAAAUUAAGUCGUAAUAACCACUCACCAUUCACAAGAAAACCAAAGGAAUAAUUUGCAUUUAUUUUAUCUGAAUGUUUGUACCAAAGUGAUGGGAAAUCAUUGACUGAAUCUGUCAUCUCUAAAAAUUACAUUUGUGCAUCUUGUAUUUGCUUAAUUUUGAACCCAAUCUUUUUAAGUGUUUCAAGAAAAAAUUAUCCGUUUUCAAAAUUUUGUUUCUAAAGCAUUCAAGCAUCCUUCUUCCAAAUUUUUCUUUUUAUUAUAUUACCAAAUUAAAAUCCUAUCUCGAUUUCUUUAUAGAUCUCAAAUUCAUAACCGAAGCAAUAUUAAUGAUAUCUAUUUAUUAUAAUAGUUUGUAUAUCAUCAGAAAGACAAACCUUGUAAUAUGCACUUUAGAAAUUUUGGAUCAGAUGUCACAGAUGCAUUUUUGUAAAUUAUUGCAAUAAAAAAAAUAUUGAUUGAU
This is a messenger RNA of Centruroides sculpturatus (bark scorpion), 2623 nucleotides long. It is a transcript of the gene Madm, whose product is annotated as nuclear receptor-binding protein-like. Gene Ontology annotation, biological process: endoplasmic reticulum to Golgi vesicle-mediated transport; intracellular signal transduction; protein phosphorylation. NCBI's taxonomy places the organism in Eukaryota, Metazoa, Arthropoda, Arachnida, Scorpiones, Buthidae. Gene Ontology annotation, molecular function: ATP binding; protein serine/threonine kinase activity. Bases 129 to 1667 code for a protein of 512 amino acids. The transcript has 14 exons. The record is from RefSeq and is a predicted model, not a curated record. Gene Ontology annotation, cellular component: endomembrane system; cytoplasm.